UAAACCUUCAACUAUGAAGAGUUACGCUCAACACGGAAGAAAAAAAAAGAUCUCUAUUCUAGGCUAAAGUUAGACUUAGAGCAGAAAAAUGUUAUUAGCACAUCCUUGUCUCUUAUUACACACUACUAAAAAUCGCUGCUAAAUCUAGAUCUAGUAAGUUUUAUUCGGAGAAUUUGAAUACAAGUGUAUUAGAAAUAGGCCUAUUUAUUUUUGAAGAGCCACUGCUAGACUACUUCAGAAAAGAAAUAUUACUUCUUUAUGAUGUUGAAAUUGGACAAAAUGGUAGUCUUAAUAAUUUGAGAAUUUGAAAGAUGAGCUCUAACCAAAAAAAGGAAUUUCGCCAAAAAUAUCGACAUGAUGAAUAUUCUAGAGCUAUUCCUACCAAAGUUUUAAAAACUGUAACUUUAAGUGACUAUAGUGUACCUAUUGAUGCACAACCACCAUUUAAAAAACUAGGUGUUGGAGAAGAUGAUGACAGUUCUGAUCCAGAUAAUAGAUAUGCACAACCUCAAGAUGCUUUUAAAAAGAUUAAACCACUCAAAUCUUAUACACCACCAAACGAAAAGGAUCUUGGUGAUGGCUAUGAACUAGCAAAACCUAUUCCAGGAGAAAGUGAAGGACCAAUGCCACCAAAACCAUCACCCAAACCACGAGCUGCUAAAGUGCCAUUAGAAUCUUCUUCAUUCACAAAGAAUGAAAUGGCCAAGAAAAAAAAUGACGUAUCCCCUAGUUCUGACCAAAGUAUUCAAAAAGAAACCCCUGAACAAACAAAUACAAAAAGGGUCAGCAAAAAAGUUGUUGAAAUAGAAUAUGAAGUAGCAUCUUCAAUCCGUUCAACUUAUCCAGAAUCUUCGCAGCUUAAAAGUUCAUUUUCCAGUGUUCAUAAUGAGAGCCCUUCCAGUAUUACAGCCAACAGCAAGAAAGUUCCAGUAACACCUACUCCAGUUUAUUCCAGCAAACCAUCAGCCAGUCCAUUAAAAACUAUUUCAAGGCCUGCAGACAUGGCUCAACCACAAAAAGACUUUGGUUACAAUAAGUCUGCAACCCCUUCGCCUGGGACUGAAGCAACAUAUGAAGAGCCAUGGGACUUAAAGAUGAAAAGACUUAGACAAGAACAAGAGAAAAAAGAUAAAGAGUUAAGAAAGAAAUCAGAUUCAAGCCCAGUGCUUAAGAAAACAGCUUCUUUGUAUGAGGAUGCUCCUGAGUACCCUACUCAACAAAAUAAAAUGGAGUUGAAUUUGAUGAACACCAGAAGCUUAUCUCAGACAUCUGAAGCAGAUGUCUUCUUUGAAGCUUCUGAUCUUUUACCAGCGCAAAAGAUAGAACCAUCUAAAGACCUAGAUGUACCCUUAAAACCAUUACCAACAAAUACAUAUGAAGAUGCAUGGGAUCUUAAAAAUAGUUUACUGGAGCAAAAAAUAAGAGCUAUGCAGCUGCAAGCAUCUGCUACAUAUGAAGAACCAUGGGACUCAACCAAGCAACAAAAAAACUUACAGGCCAAGUUUCAACUUCAAUCUGGGAAUGUAGAAAAGCCAAGUGAACCAGAAAGGUUGCCGAGGCAGCGGUCAAGCUCAGAUGCAUUUGAUGGUAGUGAUUUAAAGUCUGCCGUUGUCAGGGGAAAAUACCGCAGUGUUGAUGAUUCCAAAGUCAAACCAAAAAGCAGAGGUUGCAACAUUGGGCAGCGCAUCAACCCUUCGAUUCCAUUGUCAAAUCAAAACUGGUUCCAUGGAAACAUAAGCAGGGAAGAUGCUGAGAAAAUGCUGUGUGUUUGUAAAGAAGGGAGCUACAUUGUUAGGCACAGUUCAGAUAGAAAAUCCUAUUCUCUCUCAAUAAAGAGCUCAAAACAGUAUAUUCAUGUUCAAAUUGAACAAAUGGUAUUAGAAAGUGGAGAAAUUCGUUACAUAUUGGGCAAAAACAGCAAAGAGUUUUGUUCCAUUCCAGAUAUGAUAGACUACUACACCCAUCACAGAGUGCCUUUGAAGGGCACCGAGCACAUAACACUUCUUCACCCAGUUGAGUGCAAAUGGUCUUAAUUAAUUUGUAUAUUUGUUUUGUCAGAGUUAAUUAUUUUUGUAUCUGCUGAAUCUAUUAUCUUGCAAUUCUAUUUUUAUUUUGUUGCCUUACAAUUAUUAAGUGUCUUUUUAAAAUUAGUCUUGUAUUUUUUGCAUGUUUUAUAUUUAGGCAAUUUUUUAAAAAUGUAAUGAUUCUUUUUUUACUUCAUUGUUAGAAAAUACAAAAGCUAAUGUAAAUUUGUGCCAAAUCAGCCAAAACACUUGUCAUUCAUUUCUUUACUUAGCCCUUGUUUCAUUUACAAGACAGUAUUAGGACUUUGUGUACAGAUUAAACCUGUCUCUUGAAGCAGCCUCAAUUCAUGUCACUUCUUGGUUCUCAGAUUUAAAAAAAAAUACAGAUUUAAAACAUCUUUGACCAAUAUGUACUAGUCAUCUAGUGUCAUUCAUUGAUCACCAAUACUUCCAUUAAUUUGUGUUUGAGCUCAUGAUCCUUUUGUUGAUAUAUUUAUAUACAAUUUUCCGUGAACUAACAUCACGAGAAAAGCUUACGCAUUUCUUUUUAAAUGUUUGUAAAUGGCUUAGUAAAAUACAUAUGCUAAUUUUUCUCACGCAUUUAAUGGUUACUGGUAUGUUAUUUUAGAUUUUAAAUGUGCAAAAUUUGUUACUUACUUCUUUCAGUGCUAAGUUGAUUUUUUUAAUCUCUGAGGAAUAGCUUUCUAUCUAAGAUUUAAUAAAAGACUGACUGAAAUGUUACUGUCAACUCAGUGUUAAUUUUUACAGAUUGUUAGUUUUAUUAAAAUAAUCAACAAUUAAUAAAUGUGCAUUUAUUACUUUUUUCCUGAUUACCACUUUUUAUUAAACUAUUUGUUAUUUAAAACUGUUUUUAAAAUUUUCCAUUCCUAAACCAAAUGUUACUACUUAAAAACAUCUUUAUUGAUUGCAUGUGUAAACCAUAACUAUUUUUAUACAAUAUCUACACUAAAACUAUGUAAAACUGUGGUUAAAACCAUAAUUGUUCUAAGUUAUAGUUUUUUUUUUUUAAAUUGAAUUUUUACCAUGGUUAUGCUACAUAAAAAAACCCUUUAAAAUCUGUGUGUUAGGAAAGUUCUAAAAUGUUCAUUUCUUCUCAAAUUCAUUUUAGUAGUAUCAAAAAUAUUUUAGGGUUUCAAAGAUUUUAAUUUUUUUCCAUUAAAAAUGCAUGUAAACUAUGUAAUUCUUCAACAACCAUAGGCAAAACAAAAAAAGUUAUAUGGUGGUAUUUUGAUGUUUUAAUCAAACCUAAGCAGGAUUCCAAAAACCUGUAGGUCAGUUAUUUUCUACACGUCUAUUUCUCUACUUAAAAAGAAAACCAGAUUGUAGGCCUAAUGUGUUUUUGAGAAUUUUAACACACUUUGAAAUUUGUAAGUUAUUUAAACAAAAUGCAAUUAGAUAUGUUUUACUUUUGAUCAAGGUAAUAGGCUGAACUAUCUUUUGAUUAGUAUUUACAACUAAAUAAAAUGCAAAUAUAAACUAUAA
Molecule: messenger RNA, 3527 nt
Organism: Physella acuta
Lineage: Eukaryota; Metazoa; Mollusca; Gastropoda; Physidae
Product: SH2 domain-containing adapter protein E
Molecular function (GO): phosphotyrosine residue binding
Source: RefSeq, a predicted model, not a curated record